Acaulospora morrowiae is the source of this 1674-nucleotide messenger RNA. NCBI's taxonomy places the organism in Eukaryota, Fungi, Glomeromycota, Glomeromycetes, Diversisporales, Acaulosporaceae. The record is from the annotation of a GenBank genome assembly.
AUGUCAUCGGGGAUCGUUAGCACGUCCAACGUGCCGUCAUCACCAACAGCUGUUACCACGAGAACCUCCAAGACCAAGGAGACCAUGAUGGCUGUUGAGUGGCACGGAUCCACCGAAAUUAAAGUUAAUUACAAACGGGCAAGGCCUUCUCUCGUUGUAAGUAGUAUUCACGCGGAACAAACCGAUGCUAUUGUUCAUGUAAUCGCGUCAACAAUUUGUGGUUCAGACCUUCAUCUCUAUCACAAAGAAAUUCCCGGAAUGCGAAAAGGUGAUAUAAUGGGCCAUGAAGCAAUUGGUAUCGUCCACGAGGUUGGAGAACGAGUGAGUGCCGUUGAAGUCGGAGAUCGUGUUGUCGUUUCUGCCGUGAUUUCUUGUGGAUCUUGUGAAUAUUGUAAAAAAGGAUUAUUCAGUUGUUGCGAUAAUACCAACCCUAGCAAAGAAAUGGAAGAACUUUAUGGAAAUCGUAUUGCUGGAAUUUUUGGUUAUUCGCACUUGACUGGUGGAUAUGAUGGUUGUCAGGCUGAAUAUGUUCGCGUUCCACACGCCAACGUGAAUCUUCUUAGGCUUUCCGCCGAGGAAUACAAAAGUUUGGGCAAAAAAUCAUUACUGCUUUCGGAUGUCGCCUGCACUGGCUGGCACGCGAACGAAUUGGGAGGUGUAAAAAAUGGCGACGUAGUUGGUAUCUGGGGCGCAGGUCCUGUCGGUUUAAUGACCGCUGCCCUUGCUUUAUAUCGUAACGCAUCAAGAGUGUAUGUAAUCGACUGUAUUCAAGCUCGGCUAGACUUUGCUCGUAAGAUUGGCGCCGAGGUCAUUAACUUCAAGGAGAAGGAUGUGGUAGGGAUUGUAAAGAAAUCGGUGCCCGGAGGUUUCGAUGUUACAAUCGACGCUGUAGGUUUUCGUUACACAAACAAAUCGUGGAGGCAUAAGUUGGAAAGAGCGGUAUUCGCCGAGACCGAUAGCGUUGAGGCGCUCGAUGAAGCUAUUCGAUGCACUAGGAAAGGCGGUGUCGUCAGCAUUGUUGGUGAUUACUUAAAUCUAGCGAAUCGUUUCCCGAUUGGAGCCGCCAUGGAAAAGCAUUUAACACUUAAAGGCGGUCAAGUGCAUCCACAAAAGUAUUGGUCGGAUUUAUUACCAAUUCUCAGUGCCGAUGAGAUCUUUGGUCGAUUAUUUACUCAUUAUAUGAAAUUAUCUGAAGCUCCCAAAGCAUACAAAAAAUUUGAUCGUAAAGAGGAUGGCAUCAUCAAAGUGUUUUUGAUUGUCGACGGCAAAGAGUUUGCUAAUUUUGGAGAAAUUUUAGAGGAAAUUGCCUCAUCCUCCAUGUUCGCUACAAUCGACACGGAAACAGAUCAGGUUGAGAUCAUAGAAAGUGAAAUUCUAACCAUUAAGUCUGCGCCCGUCCCCUCUAUUUCUGGCGGUGGAGAGAAUCCUGCGGUAAAAGAUUUGUCGACAAGAAGCGAUCCUGACAUACCCAAUGUGUCAGAUGGUAAAGGUGCCGAAUCCGGAAAGCAUAGCGAUAUCCCUAUUAACAGUGCUUCCACAAAUAUAACCGGUGAGAAUGCUUCUUCAGCCGUGAAAACUAGUGGAGACGGAAAAGAGAAACAUGUCGGGAUACAAGACAAAGUUGAGGGUAGGAGUGCGAAAAGUGAUGUUAUUAAUAAUAGUAGAAAAGGUUGA